AAAAUAACAUAAGCUUUCGCUAAACCCAGAAGGGCGAAAACUAAAAUCUCGCCUUCUUUCUUCCUCCAAGGGUUUGCGUUUUUGGUCGUCUGCCUAGUCCAGUGAGGUUAUAAAAAACUUUCAGGGAUCCACCUCACGCAUCCACACGCAGAGGGAUAGAGGUAGAGAGAGAGGUCCCGCAAUCAAUCAUGAGUCUGAUAGCAGGCUCGUACGAGAAAUACAUAUGGGGCUUCAAGCUCAAACCACUUGAAACCCCGUACCUCGCCCUCACCCCUCUUUUCUCCUACCCAUCCCACCAAUCCCCCAUAACUACCGUCGCCGCAUGCGGCCACGUCGCUGCCUCUGGCGGCGCCGACGACACCAUCCACCUCUACGACCUCCCCUCUGCUUCCUACCUUGGCUCCCUCCACGACCACUCCUCCUCCCUCACCUCUCUCUCCUUCUUCUCCCCUCCCAACCUUUCCUUCCCCCGUAACCUCAUCUCUGCCGCCUCCGACGGCUCCGUUUCUAUCUUCGACGCCGACCCUUUCGUCCUCCUCAAGUCCAUCCGCCCCCACAGGAAGGCCAUCAACGACCUCUCCGUCCACCCUUCUGGAAAGCUGGCUUUAACUGUGGCCCGCGACGAGUGCUUGGCCAUGCUCAACUUGGUGCGUGGGAGGAGGAGCUUUUGUUGCAGGCUGGGGAGGGAGGCCAGUUUGGUGAAAUUUGAUUUGGGUGGGGACAGGUUUUUCAUGGUUGUGGAGGAAAAGGUCGGGGUCCACGAGGCGGAGGAUGCCAGGUUGCUGUGCGAGUUGGAGAACCCCAAGCAGAAACGGGUCCUUUGCGCCGCGCCCGCUGAGAAUGGAGUUCUAUAUACUGGUGGUGAGGACCGAAAUAUUACGGCAUGGGACACGAGAAGUGGGAAGGUUGCAUAUUGCAUUGAAGAUGCACACUCUGCCCGUUUGAAAGGUAUUGUUGUGCUCACGAGGAAUGAUGGUACUGCUUCUGGUGAUGACCCCUUUUUAGUGGCUUCUGCAUCAUCAGAUGGGGUGAUUCGUGUCUGGGAUGUUCGCAUGGCCAUUAAAGAAAAGCCAAAUCCAUUGGCUGAAGCUAACACAAAAUCGAGGCUAACUUGUCUUGCUGGAUCACCUCUUAAAUCUAAACAACCUCGGUCUGGAAGCAGCAGUAUUCAAAAAGAGCAGGAUGAAGAGAUGUAAGAUUCAUGAUAUUAAUAAGAUCAUGACUCCUGACGAAGAAGAAUGAAUUGCUGAUUGGCAAAAUUAGCGUAAAUUUCUUGAAUUGCUGUUUAUAGGUUUUCUCUGAGAAAUUUAGCGUGUUCUGUUCACUCAAAUGUCAGGCUCAAUUAGCUGACCGUUGAAUUUUGAUGUUUAUGAUACUUGCUUAUAUUAAUUUAAAUGGGUAUAGCUUGAGUUUA
Messenger RNA from Juglans microcarpa x Juglans regia, 1414 nucleotides. Its product is annotated as p21-activated protein kinase-interacting protein 1-like. The transcript has 3 exons. The record is from RefSeq and is a predicted model, not a curated record. Lineage: Eukaryota; Viridiplantae; Streptophyta; Magnoliopsida; Fagales; Juglandaceae. Gene Ontology annotation, molecular function: protein binding. The coding region runs from base 189 to 1196 and encodes 335 amino acids.